AUGGCAGAAGUAAAAUUGGACGAAAAGGGCUUGGUGCCCGCAAUCGCGCAGAAUGUGAACACCGGCGAAGUGCUGAUGCUGGGGUACAUGAACCCCGGCUCACUCAAGCGCACGAUGGAAGGCGGCGAAGUCUGGUUCUUCAGCCGCAGCCGCUCGGACCUGUGGCACAAGGGCGAGGUCUCGGGCAACUACAUGCGCGUGAAAUCCGCAGCGGUAGAUUGCGACGGUGACACGCUGAUCUUGCAGGUAGAGCCUGACGGGCCCAUCUGCCAUACGGGCGAAUCCAACUGCUUCUUCACGCCAAUUGAAGAUUUCCCGGAGUUUUACCGCGAGGACACGGGUCCCGGCGUCCUGGAGGACCUCUUCGCCACGAUUCAGGACCGCAAGCAAGCCAUGCCGCAGGGGAGCUACACUACCAGCUUAUUCGAGGGUGGCGCUGCCCGUAUCGCGCAAAAGGUGAUAGAGGAGGCGGGGGAAGCAGCGAUUGCGGGCGUCAAAGGCGAUGGAGAACAGGUCGCUGAAGAAAUGGCGGACUUGUUCUACCACGCGCUGGUGCUGUUGUCGGCGUCAGGAGCGAGACCCGAAGAUGUAUGGGAAGUGCUGCGAGAGCGCGCCGGAUAG
Geodia barretti is the source of this 621-nucleotide messenger RNA. NCBI's taxonomy places the organism in Eukaryota, Metazoa, Porifera, Demospongiae, Tetractinellida, Geodiidae. The record is from the annotation of a GenBank genome assembly.